AUGUUUGAUGGUUAUUGUAGGUAAAUUAUGUAACCUAAGCGUGUUGCUUAUAAUAAAUCAGAUUUAGAAUGUGGUUUUCCAAGAUAAGAUUUCUAAUUACAAGGAUUAUAAUGUUCUUUAUAUAAAUGCAAUAAAUAUACAUAAUCAUGCAUCUUAUAUUUGCAUGGUUAUAAUGGAUCAAGAUUAGAAGCUGUUUAAUAUGCUUCCUUUGUAUGCAAAAAUGAUUUUGAUUUUUGUUCAUUUGAUUUUUAGGCAGCUGGAUAAUCUUAAGGUGAUUUUGUGACUUUUGGGUAAUUAGUUAUGUUAAUGAAGUUUAAAAGAGGAGGAGAAUGUAGCGUUAGUGAUUAAAUACUUAAAGGAGAAAUAUUUUCAUAUUAUAUUGUGGGGAAGAUCAAUGGGAGCUACAACAGCCUUGAUGUAUACUUAAAAGAAUGCAAAUAUAAGAUGUUUAGUAUUGGAUAGUCCAUUUUUAGUUUUGGAAGAUGUGGUUAUAAAUUUAAUAAAAUUGAAGCUCCACACUCCAGAUAUAAUAAAUAAAGGAUUAUAUGAGUUGAUAAAAAGUAUAAUAUCUUAUGUAAUGUAGGAUGCAUAGCAAAAUUAUUUCAAUUUCAUAUAAAUAAGGUUUAAUUGCCUUUAAAUUUAAAUAUCACUUGUCCAAUGAUAUUGUUAGCAUCAAAAUAAGAUCAUUUAAUUCCUUAAUAUCAUUUUGAUUCAAUCUAUAAAGGAUAUCUUGGACAUAAGAGAAUGGUUGUUUUGUAAAGUAAUCAUAAUGAACAAAGAUCCACUGAGAUUAUAAAGACAAUUAUUGGAUUUUGUUAAUCUAUGACACCAUAAAGUCGAUUCAGUCCAACUAAAUAUCAUGAGCGUUUAUUAGGGGAUUUAGAUGAACAAAAAUAUAUAGCUACUGGAAUUAAGAUAAAAUAGAAAAUUAUGAGAAAUUAAUCAGCUUCUACUCAUAAUAAGAAUUCAGCUUAGAUUUAGAAAGAUAAAGCAUUGAUGUAAUUGUCAAUUCUUAAAUGA
Molecule: messenger RNA, 1020 nt
Organism: Paramecium pentaurelia
Lineage: Eukaryota; Ciliophora; Oligohymenophorea; Peniculida; Parameciidae
Source: the annotation of a GenBank genome assembly